Messenger RNA from Apus apus (common swift), 3042 nucleotides. It is a transcript of the gene SF3A1, whose product is annotated as splicing factor 3a subunit 1. NCBI's taxonomy places the organism in Eukaryota, Metazoa, Chordata, Aves, Apodiformes, Apodidae. Gene Ontology annotation, cellular component: U2-type prespliceosome; catalytic step 2 spliceosome; U2 snRNP. The record is from RefSeq and is a predicted model, not a curated record. Gene Ontology annotation, molecular function: protein binding; RNA binding. Gene Ontology annotation, biological process: mRNA cis splicing, via spliceosome; regulation of alternative mRNA splicing, via spliceosome. The transcript has 16 exons. Bases 94 to 2469 code for a protein of 791 amino acids.
CUCCGCUCCGGGCGCCAUUUUGUGCGCGGCGGGGCCGGUCGGUACCGGGAGUGGCUCCGGGCGGGCAGCGCUCCCCGCCGCCUGCAGGGCGCCAUGCCGGCCGGGCCGGUGCAAGCGCUGCCUCCGGCGCAGCCAGCGCCGCCUCCUGCCGAGAGCAAACCGCCAGAAGAGGAGUCAAAAGAGGAAGCAGCACCAGCUAAGCCUGUGGUAGGAAUUAUUUACCCUCCUCCAGAAGUCAGGAAUAUUGUUGACAAGACUGCCAGCUUCGUAGCCAGAAAUGGUCCAGAAUUCGAAGCUCGAAUUCGUCAGAAUGAAAUAAAUAACCCCAAGUUCAAUUUCUUGAACCCCAACGACCCUUACCAUGCCUACUACCGGCACAAGGUCAGCGAGUUCAAAGAGGGCAAAGCCCAGGAGCCCUCAGCUGCUGUUCCCAAGGUCAUGCAGCAGCAGCAAAGUGCUCAGCAGCAGCUUCCCCAGAAGGUGCAGGCCCAGGUGAUCCAGGAGACAGUUGUUCCAAAGGAGCCACCUCCGGAGUUUGAGUUCAUCGCGGAUCCUCCCUCCAUCUCAGCCUUUGACCUGGACGUGGUGAAGCUCACGGCGCAGUUCGUGGCUCGCAACGGGCGGCAGUUCCUGACUCAGCUGAUGCAGAAGGAGCAGAGGAACUACCAGUUCGACUUCCUUCGCCCCCAGCACAGCCUCUUCAACUACUUCACUAAGCUGGUUGAGCAGUACACAAAGAUCUUGAUCCCACCAAAAGGCUUACUCCUCAAACUCAAGAAAGAGGCUGAAAAUCCCAAGGAAGUCCUAGACCAGGUGUAUUACAGAGUGGAGUGGGCAAAGUUCCAGGAGCGAGAGAGAAAGAAGGAAGAGGAGGAGAAGGAAAAGGAGCGUGUUGCCUAUGCCCAGAUUGAUUGGCAUGACUUUGUGGUCGUGGAAACAGUUGACUUCCAGCCCAGUGAGCAAGGGAAUUUCCCUCCUCCCACCACUCCAGAAGAGCUGGGAGCUCGAAUCCUGAUUCAGGAGCGUUAUGAGAAGUUUGGAGAAAGUGAGGAGGUGGAGAUGGAGGUGGAGUCAGAUGAGGAAGAUGAAAAGCAAGAGAAAACAGAUGAGCCCCCAGCCCAGCUGGAUCAAGACACACAAGUGCAGGAUAUGGAUGAGGGCUCAGAUGAUGAAGAUGAAGGUCAGAAGGUUCCUCCUCCUCCAGAAACCCCGAUGCCACCACCUCUGCCUCCCACACCGGAUCAGGUCAUUGUGCGGAAGGAUUACGAUCCCAAAGCCUCAAAACCAUUGCCACCUGCCCCAGCUCCGGAUGAGUAUCUUGUUUCCCCCAUCACUGGAGAGAAGAUUCCUGCCAGUAAAAUGCAGGAGCACAUGCGGAUCGGUCUCCUGGAUCCUCGGUGGUUGGAGCAGCGGGAUCGCUCCAUCCGGGAGAAGCAGAGCGAUGAUGAGGUCUAUGCCCCAGGUCUGGAUAUUGAAAGCAGCUUGAAGCAGCUGGCAGAGCGCCGUACGGAUAUCUUUGGUGUAGAAGAGACUGCUAUUGGUAAAAAGAUUGGUGAGGAAGAGAUCCAGAAACCAGAGGAAAAGGUGACCUGGGACGGGCACUCGGGCAGCAUGGCCCGCACACAACAGGCUGCUCAGGCCAAUAUCACUCUCCAAGAGCAAAUUGAAGCUAUCCAUAAGGCUAAGGGACUGGUGCCAGAAGAUGACAGCAAGGAGAAGAUUGGCCCCAGCAAACCCAAUGAAAUGCCCCAGCCACCUCCUCCUUCUUCUGCAUCAAACCCCCCGGCCAGUGCUCAGCCCAUCACCUCCGUCCCUCGUCCACCCACCAUGCCGCCUCCCGUCCGUGCCGCUGUUGUUUCCGCCGUUCCGGUCAUGCCUCGUCCCCCCAUGACCUCGGUGGUGCGUCUGCCCCCGGGGUCAGUCAUAGCCACCCCCAUGCCCCCCAUCAUCCACACCCCCCGCAUCAACGUGGUCCCCAUGCCGCCCUCCGCGCCGCCCAUCAUGAGUCCCCGCCCGCCACCCAUGAUCGUCCCCACAGCAUUUGUUCCUGCACCUCCCGUGGCUCCGGUGCCUUCCCCAGCACCGAUGCCUCCCGUUCACCCACCACCACCCAUGGAGGAUGAGCCAGUCUCCAAGAAACUGAAGAGUGAGGAUAGCUUGAUUCCAGAGGAGGAGUUUCUGCGCCGGAACAAGGGUCCAGUCACAGUCAAGGUCCAGGUUCCCAACAUGCAGGACAAGACAGAAUGGAAGCUGAAUGGCCAGGUGUUGGUGUUCACCCUGCCGCUCUCAGACCAGGUGUCUGUUAUAAAGGUGAAGAUCCACGAGGCCACGGGGAUGCCAGCUGGGAAACAGAAGCUGCAGUAUGAGGGCAUCUUCAUCAAGGAUUCAAACUCCCUGGCCUAUUACAACAUGACCAGUGGCUCCCUCAUUCACCUGGCACUCAAAGAAAGAGGAGGCAGAAAGAAAUAGGGACCACAGAGCCCCAAGAUGUCCCGUGGCUGCCCUGACACCUCUGUAACCCCAACCCUUUGAAUCCUCCUGCCUGUUUUAGGGGCUCUGGUGCCUGCCUGCCAGUUGUAGUAUGAAAAGAGAGACUGUGAGCCCUGUGUUGGGGGGCUGGUGAGAGGGGCAAGCUGCUGGAGCCCCAAGAUGUGUCCGUGUAGUGAGCUAGUGUGUAGGUGCUACAGGCAAUGGAUGUUUUGCUCAAGUGCUGUGCCUCCUAGAAUUCCCUCACAAAGCAGCAUUGAGGUCAUGCCCAUCUUAGUCUAGAUCCAUCUUGGAGGAAUUGUCUGCCUACAGCUGCUUCAUUUAACCUGUUUCUAAUUGAAACCACCUUCCUUCUCAACACACUUAUUAAGCUCCUUUUUCUUUCUCUCUCCAGUUUAUUUGCUGGAGCCCCUUGUGCUGACCCUGACUUGGAAAUUUUCUCCUCCCUCUGUGCGGGUGUUUGUGGCUGUUGCCCAGCUGUGUGUGCACCAAGCAGCCUCAAGCUGCUGCUGCACAACUUGGGAUUUGUUGCAAUAAACACCCCGUGGUGCAGGG